AUGGCGGAAAAUCGGGCGGAGGCGCUCCAGCUGGAGCUGGAGACGCUGAAGGAGCAGUUGGAGGAGAAGAGCAUCGACUACGAGCUGCUCCGCUCGGAGAUUGAGGACAAGGGCGCGGAGGGGGCGGCGGGCAGCUUCCAGGUGAAGCAGCUGGAGGAGCAAAAUGCCCGGUACAAGGAGGCGCUGCUCAAGUUCCGGGACCUCACCUCGACGGAUCGCAGCAAUAUGGCCCUCCUGCAGAAGGAGCUCGAAGCAAAAGCUGAAGAGGUGGCCGCGCUGCAGGCGCUCAAGGAGAGAAAUGGCAAGGAGAUUGCCCGCUACGUGGAGACGGUUCAGGAGCUGACGGAGCAAGUGGACAUGGCCCUCGGCUCGCAGGAGAUGGUGGAGAAGCUGACGGAGAAGAACCUGGAGCUGGAGGACCGCGCCGAGGAGCUGCAGAAGGCCCUCGACGAGGAGGAGGGCAUCAAGGAGCUGAGCAAUAUGAUCCUCGAGGAGAAGGACGACAUCAUCGCCGACCUGCGCGAGGAGCUCGACCGCUGCAGGACGCAGCUGGUCAACCUUCGGAACAGCUACGUCGCCGCCCAGGAGGCGGUCAGCGACCACGAGGGGACGAUCAAGAAGUUCCGCUCGGUGGUGGCCGCCCUGAGGGAGGAGAACCACCUCCUGCGGGCCAGCCAGGAGCAGGACCUGAGCCGCGUGGCGCAGGCGGUGGACGUGCAGGCGCAGCUGGAGAACAUCGAGUUCAAGACGCGCCUCCUGGACCGGAAGGACCUCGGCCGGGCCAUCGACAUGGAGCUGCGGCAGCUGGACGUGGACCAGUGCUACCGCUACGCCGCCUACCUCGGCCGCUUCUUCCCGGAGUCCUUCUUCGCGCGGGGCGCCGNUACCGGAAGUGGUGGUGGUGGUGAUGGCUCAGCGCCAGCAGUGCCCCAGUCGAGCGACUCGGUCGUGCGGGAGGUCUUUCAGGGAAGUCCCACCGAGUCCUCUUCGCCGCCUGGCAAACAGCUCCAACUGGAGUCGCUGGACAAGCUGAAGGGGCACAUCUUCACGAAGCACAUCCUCUACCUGCUGACCUCGAUUCGCUCCCUGCUGGACAAGUACCAGGAGGUGCUCGGCCGCUGCGACGCCGAGCUCUUCAUGAAGCUGGGGUCGCUCUUUCCGGAGCUGUCCGCGCACGAGAAGAGCGUCGACCACUACGUGGACCUGCUGCGGGCGGACAAGCUCGAUGAGACGGUGACGCUGGACUCGCUGGAGAAGACGCUCAGCUACCUCCAGUCGCUCUACAACAUCUACAUGGCGCCCUCCACUUCAACUGCUGGUGGUGAAGGUUCUUCAGCGGUGGUAACCACGACCACGACGAUCACCGAAAACCACAACAAGUUCCUCCACGACCUCCUCGAGGUCUUCCGCACCGGCACCGAGGCCGCCCUGCUCGACGUGAAGGUCCUCGGCCAGCUGACGGCCGCCGACUCCGCCCGCUUCAUCGGCGCCCUCGAGACGGCGCUCAGUGACGUGGAGCA
Rhagoletis zephyria (snowberry fruit fly) is the source of this 1520-nucleotide messenger RNA. RefSeq names its product dynactin subunit 1-like. The record is from RefSeq and is a predicted model, not a curated record. NCBI's taxonomy places the organism in Eukaryota, Metazoa, Arthropoda, Insecta, Diptera, Tephritidae.